Messenger RNA from Strongylocentrotus purpuratus (purple sea urchin), 3942 nucleotides. RefSeq names its product mediator of RNA polymerase II transcription subunit 12. The transcript is spliced from 18 exons. NCBI's taxonomy places the organism in Eukaryota, Metazoa, Echinodermata, Echinoidea, Camarodonta, Strongylocentrotidae. Gene Ontology annotation, molecular function: RNA binding. The record is from RefSeq and is a predicted model, not a curated record. Bases 174 to 3914 code for a protein of 1246 amino acids.
CGAUUACGUUUAUUUUACAAAGUGAAAUCAGACAUGGCGUACAACAAGUAAAACGAGAGGUGAAGAUGACAUGAACUUUGGAAAAGAUUUGCACUUUUUAUGGAAAUUCAGUCAGCUGUACAUGUGACUUACAGUGAAUGGAGCUACAGUAAACAUGUGAACAAGAAUUAAAUAUGACGGACAAAUCUACUACCAGAAAGCGCAGAUCAGCGGAGGCGGCAUUGGAUAAGGAUGACGAACUCCUACAGGAAGAAAGCCCAACCAAAAAGAUCAAAGACAUUGUAGAAGACGAAGAGGAGCUGGACGAAGAUGCUCUUCUGGGAGACAGCGAUGGGGAGGAGAACCUGAAUGAUACAGGAUUGACAGAUGAACAGAGUUACAAUCUUGAAGAAGAAGAAGUUGGACUCGAGGAGGAAGAGUAUGGAGAGGAAGGGGCGGGCUUACCGGGUGGACACACCGGUGAAGAGUUUGGAGAAGGGGGAGAGGAAUACACAGAGGAAUAUGCAGGAGGUGAAACUUUUGGGGAAGGAGAAGUGGAAGAGUAUGCAGAAGAGGAAGAAUACGUAGAAGGAGGAGAGGGUGAAGAGUACGCAGAAGGGGGGGAGGAGUUUGUGGAAGGAGGAGAGGGGGAAGGAUGGAACGAAGGAGCAGAGGAGGACUGGCAAGAGGGAGAAGGUGGAGAAGAGACAUGGCAAGAAGAGGAAGGCACACAUGAAGAGCUUAAUGAACAAGUUGACGCAUCAGAGGGCCUGGAGCUCUUCGAUGACACAGGUGACGUUCUCGACAUCGAUGUCCCAGAUGACAGCCUGGUUGAUGAUCUCAACUUGACUAGCGAGAACCAGUCCUUUGCCUCGCAGCACAGCAUGACAGCCCCUAUCUCCUCAACCCCCCUCACGACACCGAAGAGUGAAAAGCCAAAGCCUAGCCCUCCAAGAGAAGAGGAGACAUCGAUAGUGGAUGCAGUGGAUACGACUGGUCCAGACGAAGAUGAAGAAGAAGAUACAGAGAAUGAUCCAGAGCAGACCAAAGGCGACACACAGGAUACAGCAGAAACCAGUGAGAGUGAGGAGGAGAAAGAAGAUGAGGAUGGGAGGGGUGGCAGGUUCCGUUCAGAGAGGCAGACAGUCACAGUUUCUCUCAAGAGCUCAAGAACAAGAGACAUUCCUGAUACAUUGGAAAUAUCCGACGAGGCUAAGAAACAAAUUGAAGAGUUUGAGAGAAAGACGAAGGAAGACAGGCAAAACAAGAGAUAUGGAAGGAACUUUCGAGGGAGGGGUGGAAGGGGCAGGGGAAGGGGAGGUUUUCAAGGCCCACCCGGUCCAAGGGGGUUUCCCCAACAUAUGGGUCGCCCUCUACACAUGCAACCCCCUCGUCCGAACUUCAUGGGCCAACACAGGGGUGGGCCUUUCAUGGGGGACCCUCGGAUGAGGCCCCCGUUUGGUCCUAGGCAAGGGAUCUUGGGGCCCAGACCCAAUUGGGAUUUUAGGCCACCUCACCAUAUGGACAACAACAUGAGGCAAAUGCCGCCACACCAGCAACAUCAGUCGCAAAUGCACCAGAUACCGCCCGCUCCAGAGCCUCUGUUUCCUGAUGGACCACCACACCAACAGCAUAGAGGUCCAUCACCUGUACCUCCACAACAACCACAAGCACAACCUCAACCACUGCAACAACCUCCGCAGCCACAACAACAACAGCAGCAAAGAACAUUUCAGCAGCCGGUACCCCAGUCCCAGCCACCUCCCUCAAGUCAAGUUCAAACAGCAACGACAAUGCCAAAGAAGAUCCACAUUAACCCACACUUCAAACCGAAAGUCCAGCCACAAACUUCUACAGCUACAGUGCCACCGCCCCAAGUUGCACCCCAUCAAGGACCGCCACAACAGCAGCAGCAGCAGCCUUAUCAGCAACAGCAGCAGCAGCAGACGUCCCAAUCAUGGUCCAGCACCCCGCCCCAACAGCAGCAUCAAGUCACAGUCAGCAGUGUGCCCCCUCGUUCAUCAUCGCCAGGGUGGGGUCAUCAACAACCCCAUCAAGAAUCAUCAUGGUCAAACCAGCCUCAACAACAAGGACCGGUGUACACAAGUUCUAAUCAACCCAUCGGUCAGAGCCCUGGUGGUCCCCAGCCCUAUGGGGGAGGUGCCCCUGUACCCCACCAGCAGCAGCAAGGGGGUCCCCCGUCACAUGCACCUCAACACCAACAGCAACCUCAUCAAGGUGGUCCUCCAGGUCAUCAACAACAUGAGCAGUUUUCACACCCUGGUCCAAAUCAACAUCAGCAUCAAGGCCCUCCACCACACCAACCAUCCCACCAGUACCAGGGGUCACAACCACCACCCCAGCCCCAAGGACAGAGGUUCAAUUCCCCUCCAAGGCAGCCCUACCAGCAGGAGCCUCAGCAUCAGCAGCCGAGGGGGCAGUUCAGCACCCCAGACCAGGGAGGGUUCAGGCAGCCUAGGCCUGUGAAUCCACAACAACAAAUGAGAGGUCCAAGACCAGUUCAACAACAGGCCCAGAGAGGGCGCCAGAACACUGUCUCUAGGCAACCAGUGAGACAACGGUCACCACAACAACAAGCUCCGCCUCAGAGAUCAGUAGCCCCUCCCAGUCAGCUGAUCCAGGCUGCUGCGUCCAAGACAGCUAAACCGCCAACCAAGGACCUCAGACAAGUUAUCUCCCGGAAAACAGGCGCAGACUCGUCUAAAGGAGGAGAGUUGGAUGAAGAUGCAGAGACGAAGCGACUGAGGGUGAUGAUCGAUGAACAGAAGAAGUUACGAGAACUCAUCAUGAAGCGGAAGGAAGAGCGGCGCCAGCAGAUGGCCAUUCAGAAACAAGCCGAUCUCAAGAAGAGAAUAUCCGAUCAGAAGAAGCAACACGGAGACACGUCCAACCAACCCUCCGCAGCCAAAAAGAUAACACCUUCAAUGAAACGUAGAGGGAGUGCUUCAGGCCCUCAGCAGGAGACUCGCCCACCAAAGAUGGUGUCUCCGCCAGCUCAGACAACUCAACAGUUCCACCAUCAAGAGCAGCAGCAGCAACACCAGCAACAUGUUGUAUACAACACCAACCAAAAUGCAAGUCAUGAUGAGGGGUCACCCCCAUUCCAUCACCAGGGCGGGGGCCACCAGCAACAGCCACCAGGACAGCAGUGGAGAGAGCAAGGCAAUGUCAAGGUGUUAACGGAUAAUGCCCCUCCCCAGGGGCAGCCCAUCCCCACCCUAGGGGGAUCCCAGACCAUGCUGACCCCCUCACCAAACAGAGGAGGGGGUGGCCAAGCAUACAGGGGAAGGGGUCAACAACAAACAGGGGGUCUAGUCAGAGGUCAAUUCAGAGGCAGAGGUCGCGGUCAGCCGCGAGGACGAGGUCGAAGAGGAUCACCAAAUCAACCCAGUUUCAUGCCCCCGCCCCAGCAGCAGCAGCAGCAGCAAGGAUUCCAGCAGCAAGACUCGUUCCAGCAAGGACCAUCCCCCAACCAACCACUGCCUCCAGGUCCCCACCAAGGAUAUCAUCAGGGACCAGAGACACCCCAUCCUGGAGGCCAGCAGUUCCACCAGGAUGGGCCACCCCAGGAUAGGACAGUGGUCAUGCACCCGGACUUCCAUCAAGGGAACAACAGAGGGGGUGGUAGGCCGUACAGGGGAGGACAGAGAGGUAGAGGUGCCAUGCGGGGUGCCCCACAAGGAAGGGGCAACAUGCGGGGGAGGGGGGCGAUGAGGGGGAACGCUGGAAGAGGUCACGACCCCUCUGGUAGAGGUAUGAUGAGAGGGAGAGGCAACAUGCAAGGACAGAGAGGCGGCAUGCCAGGACAAAGAGGGGUAUGGAACCCCAGAGAGGGGGCAUGCAAGGACCGAGGGGUGGAAUGCAGGCACAGAUGGGGGGUAUGCCAGGCAGCCCAAGGGGUAAUCGUGGUAUGAGAGGAGGAAGGGGCAACCUACAGAGAGG